AGAUGUGGCAAGUUUAAGUGUGUACAGAGUAAAGAGAGAUGCUCCACAACUGAAACUGUUUAUAACUAAGAAAAUAAGAUAAAUCUGCCCCGUGAUGUAGGCCAAAAAGUGGCCAAACAUAGACUUAGGGCCAGGUAAGUAGGCCUAUAUUUCCAAAAAAUUUGACGAUCAUAAUUAUUUUUACAAUGUUUCCAUGAUCCAUGUUUUGUUUUUUUAAGUUAUACACAGAUUAAUUAAUGGCUGUAAUGCUAUUGUAUGGCUGUACUGUAAAGCCAUGUUCAAUAGACGAGUUCAAUAGAGAAUCUAGACGCGUCAAAUAAAUGUCCCCUAAGUUAUCGUGUCUACAUACAAUAUUUUACUUUAUCUCAGUCCAACCCUCUUAUUGGUUUAUUUACUCUGACAAAUUAAAUAUCUUCAAUGUAUAUAAUUUACAUGCAGGUAUUAUUUGCUAUCUGGUUCAUUUUUUUAUUUUAAAUCUUAUUAAUUGCUACAAUUUAAAUUGAAAAUAUUAUUAUUAUCUGUGUCAUAUUUUGUAUUUUAAAAAAUCUCAGAACUUGAAGAGUGAGGUCAGAGGCUGAAGUGUGAGGUCAGAGGUUGAAGAGCGAGGUCAGAGGUUGUAGUCAAACAAGAUUCUAAUGCACAAAUCUCCCGAAAACUUUGAGAAAAAAUCAGAAGAGAAUUACGAUAUUUUGAUAACAAAUAAAGUGACAACGUGUAAUGAGCAUUGCCUGUUGGAGUGAGAUCCUGUAUGGCAAUACCAUGGCGCAAUUUACAGUUGAGUUUGUCUGUCGGUCACACUAAUAUGGUUUACAUCAAAGACUUUUAAAGUCAUUUAUUUAAGUUAUACAAAUGUUUAGUUUACAACAAGGAUGUUUAAAAUGGUUACAUUUACAUUAUAUCCAAAAAUUGUAAACGUGAACAUCCUAUCCAGUUGUUAACAUCAAUAUUUAUAUCCCAUUGUUAAAAUGAACUUAUCCCAAUAUUAUAAAAAUUAAACUCCCAAUAUUGUUAAAAUGAAAAUUAUAUUCCCAAUAUUUUUAAAAUGAACAUCCUUUCCCAAUAUUGCUACAAUGAACAUUCUAUCCCAAUAUUUUUUAAAUGAUCAUGACCAUCCUAUACUAAUAUUGUUAACAUGAUCAUGAACAUCCUAAUCCCAAUAUUAUUAAAAAUGAACAUCCUAUCCCAAGAGUGUUAAAAUUAACAUCCUAUCCCAAGAGUGUUAAAAUUAACGUCCUAUCCCAAUAUUGUUAAAAGGAACAUCCUAUCCCAAUUUUGUUAAAAGGAACAUCAUAUCCCAAUAGUGUUAACAUGAACAUCCUAUUCCAAUUUAGUUAAAAGGAACAUCCUAUCCCAAUUUUGUUAAAAAGAACAUCCUAUCCCAAUAUUGUUAACAUGAACAUCCUAUCCCAAUAGUGUUAACAUGAACAUCCUAUCCCAAUAUUGACAGAGUCACCAGUACGAGAUGUGUGGGAACAGGUGCUCCAACCAAGGGAGACAACCCGAACCAAGUCUAAGCCAAUUCAAUUCCAGUCGUUACAAGAGCUGCGAUCAGAGCGUUUGUGAUGACGAAUUGGAUGAUGACUUCACGUUCAGUACCGUGACCUACUUUAAGGGCAUCUUCUUUAUCCUCUUCAUUUCGACACUGACCAUUAUGAUCUACAAAGUGUCCAUGUCUUACACCAAGAGUUAUGAGAUCAUGAGCGUCAUGGUCCUCUUGCUGCUGACGCUCGUCAUAUUUGAGCCACCCUACUUCUUCCCAGCCUGGGUGGUCAACAGUGUCCACAAAUAAAGCAAAUCAUGUGGUCAAGGGUGUCCACAAAUAAAGCACAUCAUGUGGUCAAGGGUGUCCACAAAUAAAGCACAUCAUGCGGUCAAGGGUGUCCACAAAUA
Lymnaea stagnalis (great pond snail) is the source of this 1890-nucleotide messenger RNA. The record is from the annotation of a GenBank genome assembly. NCBI's taxonomy places the organism in Eukaryota, Metazoa, Mollusca, Gastropoda, Lymnaeidae.